AUGGUUGCUGCCAAUACUUCAGGGAUUUUUAUUGUUCUGUUUGAUAAAUGGGAGACUAAGAACUGCUAGUAGUGGAAUUAGCAUCAAAGUGAUUCAAGAUCAACAUUACUGAAAAAGGGGGGCUCUUUUACUGGAGUUGGGGAAAAAUAAGCUAUGUUAUAUGCCAGAACUCUUUAGUAGAUAUGAACUUGGUCUUGCUUAUUCUGCAAAUCCUUGUUAGUGAUCAGACGUUGGUAAUAAAGGGCUUUUUUGGCUGUCAAAUUUGGUCAUAAUCUGCAUGUGCAGCUCGAUGCCACACAAGUACAUUAUUUCUCAAUAUUACUGUGAUGACGCUUUUUCUUCUCUUAAAGGUUCAUAACGAUGUUACUUAGCCAUACAAUUGCAGUAUUGAAUGGUAUAUUAACAUGCAUAUAACCCUCUUUAAGAAUGCUGAUACCACUUUUGGGGGCAGUAGGCAUCGAGAUGACUCAGGAGACAAACCAGACCCCAGGGCCCAUGUUGUGUAGUACAGGAUGUGGAUUUUAUGGAAAUCCUAGGACAAAUGGGAUGUGUUCCGUUUGCUACAAAGAGCAUCUUCAGCGACAGCAAAAUAGUGGUAGAAUCAGCCCAAUGGGAACAGCCAGUGGUUCAAACAGUCCUACCUCAGACCCUGCAUCUGUACAGAGAGCAGACACUAGCUUAAACAACUGUGAAGGUGCUGCUGGCAGCACAUCUGAAAAAUCAAGAAACGUGCCUGUUGCCGCUUUGCCUGUAACGCAGCAAAUGACAGAAAUGAGCAUUUCAAGAGAGGAAAAAGUAACACCGAAAACAGAGACUGAGCCAGUUGUUACUCAACCAAGCCCAUCAGUUUCUCAGCCUAGUACUUCACAGAGUGAAGAGAGAGCUCCUGAGCUGCCCAAACCAAAGAAGAACAGAUGUUUUAUGUGCAGAAAGAAGGUUGGCCUUACAGGAUUUGACUGCCGAUGUGGAAACUUGUUUUGUGGACUUCAUCGUUAUUCUGACAAGCAUAACUGCCCGUAUGAUUACAAAGCAGAGGCUGCAGCAAAAAUCAGGAAAGAGAAUCCAGUUGUGGUUGCUGAAAAAAUCCAGAGAAUAUAAAUUAACCUGCUUGCGAAAAGACUGACUGACUUUUUGUUUCAAUAUAUCCUAGGAAAACACAAAAGAGCAGGUGCAUGGCCAUUUUCCUUUGUUCUCCAAAGCUUUACUUUCAGUCUUGUCUGUCUUAAUGAUAUUUCAGAACGUUUGGGUGUUUGUUACAGGCAGAAUUGGAUAGAUACAGCCCUUGAAAAUAUAUAUGCCCUCCCCAGAAUGUAACUGGAUGAUCAGAAACCUGCACAGGAAUACACAUGCACAGAGGACAGACUAUAGUUCACAUGUGCCAAACAGAUGUAUGCUGUCUGCACAUUUGCAGCAAAUCUGCCUUUUGGGAUGUGUUUGAGGUAUAUAAUCAUUGGCUAGUGCUACGUGCCUGUUUUGGAGAAGGAUACAUCAAAAAGGUUGGCAGUCUACUUCUAUAAUUUAAAAUCUCAUGCUAAUUUUAGUUUCCACACUCCAUUGUUUUCCAGCAGAAUGCAAGCUAUGUAGAGGAGUCCACCAGCCUAGUAAGAUGCGUGUUGGUACCAUAUUUAAGAAAGUCACUUAACAAUUGCAGUGAGAAAAAUGGAAAAAAUCAGAUACAUGUGAGAAUAAAGCUCUUUUGGAAAAGAUUACGUGAACUUUAGAAAAUAGGUUCCCAAGUGAAAUGUCCUGCUAAGAACUUACGAACUGGUCUGCAUCACAGUUGUCUCUUUUUCCUUGCAUAGAUAAAAAUGUUGGGUAGCAAAAUACUGUAAGAUCAGUUUACAGGAAAAAAGUUACAUACAUUUUUAGGUAUACCACAGCAGCUCUGUCAAGCAACAUGUGUGAGCAAGUUGCUGAAAUAUUUGAGCAGUUUAUUAUUUAUAUACUACUUAAGUUCUGUGUGUUCUGAGUUCAAAAGAUUAUUAGGAGUUAAUUUUUUAUAGUUUUAAAUGUAACAGUUGCAUCGUUCUGCAUGGAAAACCAUACACAACAUGGCUGCUGUAGACUUAAGUGGUAGCUGGAACCACUCUUGGAGGGCUGCUUUAUAAUUUUUAAUUGUACUUGAGUGUGGGACUGUAGUGUUCUUGGGUGUAUUGCAUGGGCUGCAUUAUCUACAGCAUUGUACAAUAACAACUCUAGAAAAGGCAGUAUACUUCACUGAUGCUUGUCUGGUAAUAUCACUUCUGUGUUAUAAUGGAAGGGGUUUUUGUGAUGUAUGAAACUUGUGGUUUUUUUCUAUAAACAAGUACAGUUUAGACUAGUGUUGUGGUAAUGCCUGUUCUCAUCUGUAAAUAGUUAUGUAUGUACACAAGGCACUACUCCUGAACUCUUUAAUUUUUAUUGCAGUGUUCAAUCUUAGUUUUUACUUCCUAUUAAAAGCAUCAUGUUUUUGCUUCUAACUUUGUUCUUCUGAGUUAUUAGAUAAGAAAACAUGUACAGAUAGUUCAUAUUUAUGUAUUGCACAUAAUCCUACCCAGCAUCUAUGCUAUAUUGUAUUAUGUAAAUAAUAAAAAUCAUGUACAGAAGGAA
Tyto alba (common barn owl) is the source of this 2589-nucleotide messenger RNA. It is a transcript of the gene ZFAND5, whose product is annotated as zinc finger AN1-type containing 5. The transcript is spliced from 6 exons. Bases 427 to 1098 code for a protein of 223 amino acids. The record is from RefSeq and is a predicted model, not a curated record. Gene Ontology annotation, molecular function: zinc ion binding; DNA binding. NCBI's taxonomy places the organism in Eukaryota, Metazoa, Chordata, Aves, Strigiformes, Tytonidae.